Molecule: messenger RNA, 301 nt
Organism: Schizophyllum commune H4-8
Lineage: Eukaryota; Fungi; Basidiomycota; Agaricomycetes; Agaricales; Schizophyllaceae
Exons: 1
Source: RefSeq, a predicted model, not a curated record
CAUGCACCCUUCUCAGCACAGCUUCUCUUCUCGUGUUUGCUAUCUUCUAGCCUUGGGACACCCAUCCUGUCCUGCUUUUUGGCUUUUGGCUUAUUACUUUGCAAAGUUUGUGCUCGGUCCCCAGAGCGCCCGCGCUUCAUCCAAAUCCUUCACUGAAGUCAUCCUCCCACCCGACGUAUAUUUAUACUGCGCUUUAACAGUCCAGGCGAACACUUCGGACGCCAACUCCUUUCUUUUCUCCCGUCGUUUACUCUCCCCUCAGCCGGAUUGAUUGACAAUGCUCGCUCGUGGCGGGCUGCUC